AAGCCCCCAACUCCGACAGAGUGGAACCCUUGUGAAAGACAGGGUACACAGGACAGUGGACCAAUCAAAGUUGGUCAGAUUAGACCAAUCAGCACCACAAUGGCUCCCUCCACUGCGCUGAUUUUAGGGUUGCCCAGUUGGUCGAAACAAGCGGUACAAAUGCCAGUGGAAGUACCGCAUACCUUUGAAUUGCAUCGCAGCGCGAAACCAACCGUUUGCCAACACUGUCAUCGUCUGUUGCAUGGUCUCUUUCGGCAAGGCUUGCAGUGCAAAGAUUGCAAACUGUGGGUUCAUAAAAAAUGUGCAUCACUUGUCCCGAAGAAUUGUGAAGGUGAACUGCUGACCUCCGAAGAGGGAACCUGCAAAGACAGCAACAUCAGUGUUGGCAUUGAUGCUUCACUGCCGUACAACCUUAAGAAAAAGAGUGGAUGGGGAAGGGGACCUAGUGCUGGCCCAUGCCUAGCAUUCUGUGGUGCCUACAGCUCCAACUGCUCAUUUGGACAAUCUGGAAAGAAACUGACACCACGAGCGCCACUGACAUCGAUUAGCCGACAUUUAUUGCAACGUCUCGAGCCGAGCACAGACGGGGUCACGGAGACCCCAUCCUGGAAGGCGUACAACACCAAUAACACCCAAACUCUUCGUGAUCUCUUUCCUUUCUGUCAAGUCAUGUGCUGUCCACCUCGUGUGUUGACUUCAUUUUUCACAAGCAAAAUCUUUCCUCUCAUUGGUGAGUUGGCUCUUGAAUCAACUAACACUCCAACUCUAAUGUUUGCAUUUCUGUUGACUUCAGAUAAUUCGACAACGCGACCAGUGCCCGUACAAGAACAAGCUCCCCGUAAACUGCGAAAACGUCUUUUCCUUCGUGGACAAACGGUGGGCACAAUAACCACGCCACCCACACCGGAUAUGGGAAGAAGAAACCGGUUUGAGAACACAUUUGUUCAUUGGCGAAGACAAAAUGCCAGUGGAGCACCGCUGAACCUGACGUACUUACGAAAAACCGUCGAUAUAGGUACAAAUGCUGAGUUGGAUCUUUUAUCGGCGAGCUUGCCGGAAGAACAGCCAUUUCAAUUGGACGAGAAUAAGGGAGAUCAGUCCCAACUGACCAGCACCGCUGAACAACGUAAGGUGAGUUUCCGGUCCCAGCGUAAAGAACACGUAUCGGUGGAUGCCCCGACCGCAAGCCCGCAAGAACCAAGUCAUAACGCAGUAUCAGUCAGUUAUUUACCAACUGAGGUGAUGGGUAGUGAAGACGCACCGCGAGCUGUGGCCAGUCGCACCGGAUCGAUUGAACGACCACCCGCAAACCCCAGGCAUAAUUCUUGGCUCGAACUUACUGAGCGGAAGGUCCGUGAUUCGAACCCGACCUCUGCAUCUCGACUGCUACUCUCUGGGCUUGGUCAACCGGACAGUAUCUUAGCCCUGUUGCUUCCUUUUGGUAGUAUGGUAGCUAGUCAAAACACGCCUCGUAACAUACCGUUAAUGCGAGUGAUUCAGUCGGCCAGACAUACCAAAAGACACGGCACUGGUCUCAUCAUUCGCGAGUCGUGGAUGGUACACAGCACGAACAAAGAUGCACAGGUAGGUGAUGUCGCAAGAAAUUCUGCUCCCUUUUUCGGCAGUCAAAACACGCCUCGUAACAUACCGUUAAUGCGAGUGAUUCAGUCUGCCAGACAUACCAAAAGACACGGCACUGGUCUCAUCAUUCGCGAGUCGUGGAUGGUACACAGCACGAACAAAGAUGCA
Messenger RNA from Opisthorchis viverrini, 1749 nucleotides. RefSeq lists its product as hypothetical. Lineage: Eukaryota; Metazoa; Platyhelminthes; Trematoda; Opisthorchiida; Opisthorchiidae. The record is from RefSeq and is a predicted model, not a curated record. The transcript has 9 exons. The annotation marks the transcript as partial. Gene Ontology annotation, molecular function: ATP binding; protein serine/threonine kinase activity. Gene Ontology annotation, biological process: protein phosphorylation.